This is a messenger RNA of Trachemys scripta elegans, 948 nucleotides long. It is a transcript of the gene MRPL49, whose product is annotated as mitochondrial ribosomal protein L49. The transcript is spliced from 4 exons. The record is from RefSeq and is a predicted model, not a curated record. Gene Ontology annotation, cellular component: ribosome; mitochondrial large ribosomal subunit. Gene Ontology annotation, biological process: translation. Gene Ontology annotation, molecular function: structural constituent of ribosome. Lineage: Eukaryota; Metazoa; Chordata; Testudines; Emydidae. Bases 35 to 589 code for a protein of 184 amino acids.
CCCACCCUCGGUCCUAGCCGGACGCGGUAACAAGAUGGCGGCGGCCAUAGCUUUAGCGGGGCUGAGGAGGCGGCCGGGUGGCGUGUGGGGCGCGGGGGCCCGGCGGCUGCUACAGGCGACUGCCCGGCAGGUACCGGUAACGGGGGCUCAGAGCCAGUCCCAGGACAAACCUGAGACCCACCACCCCCCUUAUCCCGGGAUUGUGGAAUCCACUGAAGAAUAUAAAUUUGUGGAGAGACUCAUUCCACCCACCAGAAUUCCUGCUCCCCCCAAACACGCCGAGUACCCCACCCCGUCGGGCUGGAGAGCCCCAUCAGAUACUCCACCUGCCCUUCCUUACUUUGUGAGACGGUCCCGCAUGCACAACGUUCCAGUCUAUAAGGACAUCACCAGUGGCAAUAGGAGGAUGACUGUUAUCAGGAAAAUCGAAGGAGAUAUCUGGGCCCUGGAAGAGGAAGUUAAGGAGUUCCUCACUCAGCUUGCUGGGAAACCACCACCUAUUCAAGUCAACGAAAUCACCUGCAGCAUCCGUAUCAAGGGCUAUUUUGACAAUGAACUGAAAGAGUGGUUGUUGAACAAGGGCUUUUAAAUAAACCAACUAUCCCGUUUUCUUUGUGCUGAUGGAUGCUAUCUGUCCCCUUCUGAGGAAGAUGUGUUUUCUUGCUCAGAUCUAUCCUAGCCCCAGAUGAACCAGUCUUAUUUUUUAUGCAACAGCAGCAAGUGUCCACAUAAUGUCCUAUUAGCACAAUGCUUUUUGCCAAGAGAGGGAGCUGUACUAUAACAUCCAUGUGAAAGUGAACAAAACUCCAUCCUCUGCUGCGCUGAAGAACAAGGUCUGAUUAAUUGCACAUUUAUUUAUACCACAUGAAAUGUACAGGAAAAGUUUACAAAAUGACCCUUCCCUGGGUGCCUGUUCCAAUAAAAUUAAUAAAAAAAAAAGUUCUGCUC